Molecule: messenger RNA, 1524 nt
Organism: Tilletiopsis washingtonensis
Lineage: Eukaryota; Fungi; Basidiomycota; Exobasidiomycetes; Entylomatales
Exons: 1
Coding region: 1-1524 (507 amino acids)
Source: RefSeq, a predicted model, not a curated record
AUGACCAAGUUCGCCGCCUUCUCCCUGCUGGCGCUCGCCAUCUCGUCGGCCGCCGCCGCGCCGUCGCCGCGCCGCUGGAACAACGAGCGUCCGCAGCUGACGCAGAUCUCGCACUCGGAGAGCUCGCUCGUCGAUGCCAGCGACCUCACCGCUGUGGUCGACAUCCUCAAGCGCGAGCCCGAGCCCACGUGGCGCCACAACGACUACGACCGUCGCCCCGACGUGACGCAGAUCUCGAGCAGCAAGUCGUCGCUCAUCGACCUCAGCGACCUCACGGCCGUCGUCGACGUGCUCGACAAGCGCGAGCCGCACUACCGCCAGCAGGCGCCCGACGUGACGCAGGUGUCGAGCAGCAAGAGCACUCUCGUCGACGCCUCGGACCUCGACCUGCUCGUCGACAUUCUGAGCCAGAACAAUUACUUUGUCAGCAAGCGCUCCGACGAGGAGAUCCUCGAGCGCCGCGGCAACGACAACAGCCCCUUCUGGGCGCGCAACACCAAGGACGAGCGCUGCAUGUGCGUCAAGCGCACGACCUGCGGCGGCAACGGCGGCAACGGCGGCAACGGCGGCAACUACAACCCCCCGCACGUCUACAAGCCCACGCCGCAGCAGCCCAGCAAGGACCACGACCACGGCAACGACUGGACGCCCAAGCCCAAGCCGCCGCACGUCUACCAGCCCAACCCGAACCCGUCGCACCACUCCUGCCCCACCGGCUGGAGCUCGUACAGCAAGUCGUCGCUCGUUGACCUCUCCGGCGCCGACAUUGUGCUCUCGAUCCUGAGCGGCAACCAGGCUACCGAGGAGAAGACGGUCAAGGCUCAGGACGCCACGUGCCAGGACGGCAAGAAGUGCUGCUGGAAGCGCGGCCCCAACACGUGCCCCUCGGGCUGGUCGUCGUACUCCAAGUCGACGCUCGUGGACCUCUCCGACGCCAACAUCGUGCUCUCCAUCCUCUCUGGCAACAACCCGACCAACGAGCGCACCCUCAAGGCCAAGGACGCCAACUGCGAGGCGGGCCAGAACUGCUGCUGGAAGCGCUCCGAGUCGUGCCCUACUGGCUGGUCGAGCUACUCGGAGAGCAGCCUCGUUGACCUCUCCGGCCUCGACGUCGUCCUGAGCGUGCUUUCCGGCAACAAGGCCACCGAGCAGCGCACCGUGCAGGCCAAGGAUGCGCGCUGCGCCAGCGGCAAGCAGUGCUGCUGGCAGCGCGCCAACAAGGCCGCCUCGUGCCCGAGCGGCUGGAGCUCGUACAGCAAGAGCACGCUCAUCGACCUCUCCGACAUCACCAUUGACCUCAGCAUCCUCUCGGACAACGGCAAGGUGACCGACUCGCGCAAGGUCAAGGCCAAGGACGCCAGCUGCGGCGCCGGCCAGCGCUGCUGCUACCAGAAGAGCGAGAGCAAGUCGAGCCUCGUCGACGCCAGCGGCCUCGACCUCGGCCUCGACAUCCUGAGCAACAACAAGGACAACGGCAAGGGCGGCCUCCUCGGCGGCAACGUCAUCCCCGGCCUGCUCCGCUAA